AUGAGUGCGUCGGAGGCUGCGAGCCUUGAGCAUAUCGUUUCGGUUGCGCAGACCUAUGUAGCAUGUGAGACAUCUCCUCGGUUUGCCAGCGUUGUGCGGUAUGUACUGAAGACGGCGCCGGCGUUAGGCACUACUAGCAUCUUGGUUUGGGACUGGUUGGCGUGUUUACCGCAGGAGUACCAAUAUAUUUGGAAAUCGCGAUGGACGCCGAUCAAAUUCCUGUACAUGAUGGUCCGGUACUAUACGUUCGUCGUGUUGAUCGUGACAGACAUUUGGUUCUUCGGGAACUGGUCUGAAGCAGAUUGCGCGCGGGACCUACCCAUAUUACCGGGCAUGGCCGUCCUCAGCGACUUUUGCGUAGAACUGGUACUCGCUCUUCGAGUCUUCGCGCUAUACGACCACGACUUGCGCGUCGCCGCGAUUCUCGGAGUUCUCCUCGCCGGCUUCCUCGGGACCAUGAUAGCAGUACCGGUCCUCGCUUUCGAUUACGUCAGAUUACCUUCGUGGCCGGGUCCAUGUUUAGUCACGGGCAAGGCGUCGAUAGCCGGCCCUAAGUUCAUCAUCGCGUUCUACGCCGCGCCCAUGGCGUUCGACUUUAUCGUCACGGCUCUCACCCUUUAUCGCGCGUUCUUUUAUAUCAAUAUCAAGCAGACCAGAUCGUCUCUUAUCACGACUUUCAUCCGCGACGGCGUGUUCUAUUACGUCGCGAUCUCCGCCCUCAAUCUUAUCAACGUGAUUUUCUUCGUCCAAGCAAACAAGUUGAUAGAAUCCAUCAACGCGCCCAUGAGCAUCCAAAUCUCCAUGGUCCUAUCCUGCCGACUCAUCCUCAGUCUGCGCGCGACGCGCGACCGCCACCCGUCCGCCAAAUCGUUCGGCAGCACGCUCCACAAAUGGUCAGACGAUUUUCACAUCACGCAGCCGUCCGACACGAUGGCGUCGAGCAUGACGCUCUCGAGCCCAGCCCGCGCCCGCCGCGCGCGCGACCGGAACGAGACCGAGACCGCCGGCGUGAUGGUGCGCUUCGACGACGACGAACUGCUGCACGCCCCGGAUCCGGAGAUCGACGACUCCGAGCGCGGCUCGCAGAGGUGCCACUCGAAGGACCGCGUGUGGGACGGGUCGGCGGAUACGGCCCCCGGCUACGUGUCCGACACGAAGUGACCGCCCCUCUGGCUCGAGAGAAUACUCGCCCAAAAUCGGUCAAACGACACCUCAUCUUUCAACCGAACGUAAUCAUCAUCUUGCAAAACCAU
Punctularia strigosozonata HHB-11173 SS5 is the source of this 1253-nucleotide messenger RNA. RefSeq lists its product as uncharacterized. The coding region runs from base 1 to 1161 and encodes 386 amino acids. The record is from RefSeq and is a predicted model, not a curated record. The transcript is spliced from 15 exons. Lineage: Eukaryota; Fungi; Basidiomycota; Agaricomycetes; Corticiales; Punctulariaceae.